Staurois parvus is the source of this 3425-nucleotide messenger RNA. NCBI's taxonomy places the organism in Eukaryota, Metazoa, Chordata, Amphibia, Anura, Ranidae. The record is from the annotation of a GenBank genome assembly.
UCAGGCACAUGCGCAAAACCGAAAAUGCUGGUGGAGACAGUUUGGGCUGUGAAGCGGAUGAGUUUUCAGAUGAAGCCAAUGCAGAAACCUUCUAUGGCACCUCUCCUCCCAGCACUCCCCGACAGAUGAAACGCAUGUCAAGCAAGCAUCAACGAAACAGCUCUGGGAGGUCGGUUAGCCGUUCCUUAUGCAAAGAAAAGAUGAGCACACCGAAGCAGACACCACAGAAGGAAGCAAGUAAAAACCUUGAGAGCACAGAGGACCAUAGCUACCGUCAAGAGAAAAAGAAUAGGGCAACGCUCAGGACAACAGAGCGGGAUCAGAAGAAAAAUGUGCAAUGCUCAUUUAUGCUGGAUCCUACCUGUAGUUCCUUGCCAAAAAAAUCUAUACCAGAUGUUGAUCUUAAUAAGCCUUACCUCAGCCUUGGUUGCAGCAGCAACACCAAGCUACCAGUGUCCGUGCCUGUUCCAAUUGCUAGAACUGCACGACAGACCUCUAGAACAGACUGUCCAGCUGACCGCUUGAAGUUUUUUGAGACACUUCGUCUUUUGCUUAAGCUUACUUCAGUCUCAAAGAAAAAAGAAAGGGAACAGAGAGGCCAAGACAAUAACUCUUCUAUGUGGUUUAAUCAGUCUAAUGAACUCUUUUGGCUAGAGCUGCAAGCUUGGCAUGCUGGCCGCAGUAUUAAUGAGCAAGAUUUGUACUUGUAUACAGCUCGACAGGCAAUACCUGAAAUCAUUAGUGAAAUUCUAACUUUUAAGGUAAACUAUGGGAGGUUGUCUUCUGUCAGCAAUGGUGGCAAUCUCAAUGGACCUGUUGCAGACGGGCAGUAUCCAUGCCCUCAUGAAGCUAAUUCUUUUGGUUAUUCAAGCUAUCAUGACCAUAUUCAGAAACAGAGAAUUUCUUUUGAGCAAGUAAAACAGAUUAUGGAACUCUUGGAGUACAUCGAGGCACUUUACCCAUCUUUACAGGCUCUUCAGAGAGAUUAUGAAAAAUAUGCAGCAAAAGACUUUCAAGCACGAGUGCAGGCACUAUGCUUAUGGCUUAAUAUAACUAAGGACCUUAAUCACAAGCUGAGGAUUAUGGGAACUGUUUUAGGUAUAAAAAACCUUUCUGACAUUGGCUGGCCAGUGUUUGAAAUUUCUUCACCACGUCCAUCAAAUGGUCCAGAGGAAGACAAUGACAUGGAACAAGAGGGGGAUAUGAGCACAGAUGGUUCUGGAACUUGUACAGAAGAAAGCGAUGAAGAGACUGGUGAUAUGGACAAUAUUCUACAAGCUAGGCAUGAAACUGACAGCAACCAAAACAGUAAAUUAAAGGUUCACUUUAUGAAGGAGGACCACUGCCUACAAAAACUGGAUAGAUUUGUGUCCGAGGAUGACUCUUGCUGGGGUAAUCCAGAGUGCAGCCAUGAGACUGGCUGUAAUAGACACUGUUUGACUUCAAUAUACAGACCCUUUGUAGACAAAGCAUUAAAGCAGAUGGGGCUUCGGAAGCUAAUUUUGAGGCUUCAUAAAUUAAUGCAUGGCUCACUUCAGAGGGCUCGAAUAGCAUUGAUAAAGACUGAUCAUAUAUUGGAGUCUUCAGAAUUUCCCGACCUCAUGUUGUGUUCAGAUUACUUGCCCGACUUGCUGAAGCAAUCAUCUACUUCGCUGCAAAACUCAGAACCCUCGUGUGACCCUGUGUCACUAGAAGAACUGAAGGCCAUGGACCUGCCAUCAUUUGAACCGGCCUUCUUGGUCCUGUGCCGUGUCCUUUUAAACGUAAUUCAUGAGUGUCUCAAAUUGAGAUUGGAACAGAGGCCUGCAGGGGAACCAUCUCUUCUAAGCAUUAAACAGUUAGUAAGAGAGUGCAAAGAAGUGCUGAAAGGUGGACUGCUGAUGAAGCAAUACUACCAGUUCAUGUUGAGAGAGGUGCUGGAUGACUUUCAAAAGCCCGACUGUAACAUUGAUGCUUUUGAGGAAGAUCUGCAUAAAAUGUUAAUGGUGUACUUUGACUACAUGCGUAGUUGGAUCCAGAUGUUGCAGCAGUUACCUCAAGCUUCCCACAGCCUGAAAAACCUUCUAGAAGAAGAAUGGAAUUUCACCAAAGAAAUUACUCCUUAUAUACGAGGAGGAGAAGCUCAGGCUGGGAACUUUUCUGGUGAUAUUGCAGGAAUGCUGCUGAAAUCCACUGGGAAGUUUCUGGACUCUGGCCUACAGGACAGCUGUGACGAAUUCUUGGCCAGCACAGAUGAUAGCAUUGUCUCUGAUGAAAUAAGGAGAUCUGUUAUUGAAACCAGCAGAGCAUUGAAGGAACUUUUCCAUGAAGCUAGAGAAAGAGCAUCCAAAGCACUUGGUUUUGCUAAGAUGUUAAGAAAGGACUUGGAAAUUUCUGCAGAGUUUACUUUUUCUGCUCCUGUACGAGACCUAUUAAUGUACCUAAAUGCAAAGAAUUAUGCAAAGGUCAUAAUUCCUACUCUUGAGAAUCUGCAUGUAUUUGUACUAGAUAACCUGUCUAAAGGAAAAGCGGUUAUUUUGCAAUUGCUGAAUGCAGCAGCUGGUAUAGACUGCUCUAAAGACUGCGAAGACGUGGCAUAUGAUGCCUUCCUUCUGAUGACCAAGCACUCUGAAAGGGACCAGGAUGUGGAAGAUAUUUGGUGUUCUUGGGAAGGACAGACAGUAAAAAUAGUGCCACCAGUGGAAACUGUAGAUACUCUGAGAAGUAUGCAGGUCGACAAUCUGUUACUUGUGGUGAUGCAGUCUUCCAUCUUAACAAACCAUAGAAAGGCCUUCCAGCAGUCUGUAGAAGAUAUCUUAUCGCUAAGGCUUGAACAGACAUCAAGUCACCCUGUGAUUGCAGAAGCUUUGCGUCAACUCAAGAGUGAUGCAUUGGAACUCUGCAACAAGAUUAGCGAUGCUAUAGAUCGAGUGGAUGAAAUGUACACCUCCGAGUUUGAAGCCGAGGUUGAUGAAUCCGAAUCCUCCACAUUACAGCAGUACUACCGAGAAGCAAUGAUUCAAGGCUACAACUUUGGUUUCGAGUAUCAUAAAGAAGUAGUCCGUCUGAUGUCUGGACAAUUCAGGCAGAAAAUUGGUGACAAAUACAUAAGCUUUGCCAGGAAAUGGAUGAACUAUGUUUUGACAAAAUGUGAAAGCGGGCGUGGCACCAGACCAAGGUGGGCAACUCAGGGUUUUGACUAUCUUCAAGCUAUUGAGCCAGCAUUCAUUUCAGCCCUUCCAGAGGAUGAUUUUUUGAGCUUGCAAGCUCUCAUGAAUGAAUGUAUUGGCCAUGUUAUUGGAAAACCCCAUAGUCCAGUAACAGGGUUGUACCUUGUUACACAUCGCAAUAGUCCCAGACCUGUGAAGGUGCCUCGAUGUCCUAGUGACCCACCAAACCCUCACCUCAAUACUCCUACACCAGAAGGUUUCAGGUAUUAUUUUUAG